CUCUUUUCCCUGCUGCCCGGGCAGUCUUGCUGUAUACAGCGUCGCUCAUUUUUUAGCCUUCAGCUUUCUGUUCACGACGCCCAACGCGAGCCUUUGCCUUUCACGAGGGAUUUACGGCAGGAGCACUCAGCUUACGUUCUCCUGCUCGCUGUUGAUGAUGGCCAGGUGAGAGCUGAGGUUGGUGCAGAACAGCUUAGCAUCCAUCCAGGCUUUCUGGUCCGUCGAGAAGAAGUAGCAGGUUCUCAAGAACUGCUGCCAGCCGGCCGGACACCGCGUGCAGAUAACUUCUACGAGGAGCAAAGUGCACGCCUUGCAGAGAGCCGCCGCGGGGGUGAGAGCCCGGCCCCUGGCCCCGGCAGCAUCCCCUCACCUGACACUUGGCGCAUCUCCUCCAGCACGCCGUUCAGCAGCGCCCGCAUCGUGCUCUCCUGGUGCUUCAGCUCAGCCAGCUCCCCCGGCGCCGGCCACGACGCCGUCUGUCCCUCUGUCAGGGGCAGGCAGCGUGGAACUGCAUCCCUUGCUCGGAGAGCCGCUCCAGCUCUCUGCCUCUCUCUCCUGGUUCUACGCCCGAGCUUUUUCUGGGGUUUUAUUCCCUAUUGAACCUUUUCUCUGGGCACUAAAACCUUCUAGCUUUCGCCCUCAGCGAUCUUUUAUUCUGGUAGCCCCACAAUCACACCUGCUUAUCAGCCACUUCUCAAUCAGAGAGAGUGCCCAAGCAGGGCUUUAACUAGUUUGAUAUGUUAUUAGGUAUUAUAUAUAGAAAGGAGAAAAGCCUUUAUCAGCUCAACCUAAUUAAGACCUGGUUUGGGCACUCCUAAGUCCCCCCCUGUUACUUCCAGCACAUUUUAGGCAUCUUUGGGAUCAAGAAAAGCCUAAUAAUAUGCCCCUUCUGCAAAAUAUUAGGAGAGUUGUUGAGAGCCACCGUUUUAACUCCCAAUUCAUUGAAAAUGGGCUCUUCGGAGCUUGAAGCCACUGUUUUAACUUGCAAUUCAUCAAAACCAGGCUCUCCAAAGCUUGAAGCUUUUUACAGCAGACUUGUAAGAGCACCGUAUCUUCGGCAGCUUGGUAAAAAGCUCAAACCGGGGAUUCCCCCUCGGAGGGAGCAGCCAGGCGCUGGGAAGAGCUCUCUCACCUAGGACGCGGAGGCGAUCCGACAGGGCUUUCCCACAACCCGCUUCACACUGCGUCAUCUUCGCCCUCAUGUUCUCCACUUCUUUGGAUACUGCCAACGCCAGAAGGAGGAAGCGUCUGAGCUUACGCCGCGUUCACGCUUCGGGCCACGGCGACGUUACCCGCUCCCGCUAUUUUGCACGAGACUCGCGGGAUUGCGCCGGAUUCCCUAAGGCCGCGUUCCCGGGAUCCCACCUCCGCUGGCGACAAACCGAGCGCCUGACCCACGAACAUCACUGAGAAAAGGCAACGCGUCCUGCAGCACCGCCGCUAAGGGCUCAGCGACCCACAACGGCAGGACGCCUUUCCUGCGUCCCCCAAAGCUUACGGGUGGCCCGGCCUCAGCGAUUUUUAGAGCAGCUCCCAUGGCAGGACGCGCCACCGCCGGAGAGACUGCUGCCGAACGUACCGUUAAGAAGGUGGCUGUGAAAUGCUGUGAGCUGGCUGGACAUCUGCUGAUCUGGAAGAACAAGAGGAGCUUGAGACACGCUGGGGGCUCGCACUGAACCAAGGUGGCCGCUUCGGGAAGGGGCGGCCGUUUCCUACCCAUGAAGUGCUGGACGUGCGACAGGUUCUGCCAUGAGCUCGCGUGGAUUUUCUCGUUCCUCAGCCUCGCUUCUUCCAGAGCCUCCCACAUGGCAUUUACUGGCGGAGAGGGGAGGAGAAGGGAUCCUCAGGUUAAUGCCAGAUCCUGGGUGAGAGCCCUGGUUCGACGGUGCUGAGGAACCUCAACGUGAGCCGAGAGGAGCACCACGAGACUUACUUUUCUGAAGACUGAUGACGAUGACAGCCAAGAGCAGCACAAAGCAGAAGGCCAAGAGGAUGUAUAGGAGCGCCACAGCUCUGCCCUGGCAGGAGGCAGGGAGGCACCAAGCUGGAGGAAGUGACAGCAGGUUUAGGCUACUCAGCAUAACUCACCCCAUCAGCAUUUCACAUGGGGAGAGAUUUUACACCCUGAGUACUGCUCUCCAGAAGAGGACAAAGAGGCUGCGUUCCUCCCCAAAUAAAGUAGUUAUGGUCUCUCCUACUGCCCCGUUCGCGCUCAGACUUCUCACUCUUAGAAACUAUCGAUCGUAACCCAACAGUGCUACCACGUGGCAGCAUUUCUCUCAUGGGAUAUAAGGCCUUUCUAUGGAUUAGGGCAGUAUCAGAUUAUAGUUUCACCGAAAGGCAGUUCUGGAAGCACUGUAAUCCCUCCUGUUUCAUAUGUCUCCAGCCAUAGAUCUCUUACCCCCAAGAUCAUCUCGCUGUUACCUCCUUUACGUGCUCUCUUCAGCUCUUGAUCUUGCAAUUCCAUCAUCUUGGUCGUCUCCCAUUCCUUGUAGGAGCUGUGAUCGUCUACAGUUUGUGACAUUUCUGACCUGUUUUUUUUUUUAAUAUGGUCCCAAUUUAUGCAGUCAGGAAUGUGCAUCAGCCCUUCCGGGGGAAGUGAAUCCUUGUGUUUCAUAAUUCAUAUCUGAAAAAAAAAAUGCACAGUCAGGAGCUUUGGACUGCCUGUUGUGAAUGGCAUUUCGCAGCUGAAGACCCUGCAGCGCUGGGUCCGUGGGCCUCAGACUCUUCCCUGCUGAUUUACAGGGGGUGACACUUAAAAACAUGCCAUGCUCAUUAGACGAGGCUUAAGCCCCACCAGAUGGGACCUGCUGAAGGCUUCACAUCAAAGCAACAAGGACUAGCCUUCAGCAACUGGUGUGCUCCAAGAUGAGCACCUGCUUUUAGCAUUUCCAGUGGAAAUUUAUUGCCCGCAUACUUUAACCCCUGAGUGGGAAUCAGCACUUGAGGAAAGUUUCAGGGUAUAUUUUGCCUCUGAAAUCUUUGAGGCUGGACCUCAUUUCUUUUGGGCCUCUCAGGCCUGAUGGGAACGUGCUGGAUCCUGCUUUGUUUGCCGUUAAGGUCUCCAGAGCAUCUCCUGCACCACCUAGAUAAAAGCUCAGGGGUGAUUUCUAUCUGCUGAACGCCGAAAGCCUGCUUUCCAGCCUAAAAGGACCACAAAAAAGCCUCUUGCCCAGCUGCCAAGAGCCUCGGACAGGACACAUGGCCCCACGAGGCUGGCAGUGCCACAAGGAGAUAGCCAGCGGCUCUCCUUCAUGCCCAAAGCUCUCGAGAAAGACCCCCAGGGGGACGAAUCCACGGUCACAGAGCAGUCCAGAGGGAGCUGCCAUCCGACCAGGCUGCGCGGAAACAGCUCAGCACUUUCAGUUCUGUCACGAGUGCAGAAUCCACACGAUCAGCACAAAGUGCUUGCAAGGAGAGUCCUGAUGCUUUCGGCAGUGACGUGUCUGCCGAGGAAGGCCAGGACGGAGCGAGGGCGCGAGUCCAAAGACCCCACUGGCUGGAGGAAAGGGAAGCUUGGUAGGAUGAGGAAUCCACGGGUAUUUCUCGCUGUGGUCUCUCUGCUCACUAACAUCUUCGAGGUCCGGGCUGUGGCUGUGGCUCUUCCAGCCAUGGAAGUGACUGGGAAUGAAGAGAUCACGAGGUCUCCAGUCCCUUCUUCACUGGCUGCCACCAGUCCCGAGCGGAGGGGAAGUGUGGUCGGCAAGGCAGGACUCUUCUACUCCAGCCAGCUCUGUGGCCUUCCUCGGAGAGUCACGACACUCCGCACCGCCAAGGCUCCUGCUGCUGGCCGACGGGAUGCUUCGCAGCAGGAGACGCCGCCGAUUCAUCCCAUCCGGUCCCUUUUGCCUGAUUUUUUCCCGUUACUGGGAAAGGAGAGCUUAAAACAACUCAAGGGGGAUCCUUGUCAAGCUGAAGGACUUGUUCCCCCUGCAUUUUAGACCUGCGUCACUGCUAAAGAUGCAACCGAGCCUUACUCCGCAUGCGUCAUCCACAUUGCGACAAGACCAUCGGGGUGAAAUACUGCCGGAUCCUCUCUACAUCAAGCUUAGUCGGCAAGGCCAAGGUAGGGCCAAGUUGGAAGUCAAGAGGAGAACUGAAACAUCAGCUCCAAGCCUUAACCCCUCACCAGUGUUUACACCUUCAUCCUCUUUUAUUUAAAAAAGAAACCACAUAUU
Messenger RNA from Rhea pennata, 4178 nucleotides. RefSeq lists its product as uncharacterized. The transcript has 2 exons. NCBI's taxonomy places the organism in Eukaryota, Metazoa, Chordata, Aves, Rheiformes, Rheidae. The record is from RefSeq and is a predicted model, not a curated record. The coding region runs from base 3255 to 3941 and encodes 228 amino acids.